Molecule: messenger RNA, 2451 nt
Organism: Helicoverpa armigera (cotton bollworm)
Lineage: Eukaryota; Metazoa; Arthropoda; Insecta; Lepidoptera; Noctuidae
Gene: Gld
Product: glucose dehydrogenase [FAD, quinone]
Exons: 10
Coding region: 7-1914 (635 amino acids)
Molecular function (GO): flavin adenine dinucleotide binding; oxidoreductase activity, acting on CH-OH group of donors
Source: RefSeq, a predicted model, not a curated record
CCCCAGAUGGCGCUGACCUGUGACUGCCCGAUGUCGCAGCCGGGCCCCACGCUGGCGGCCACGUGCGGCGGGGGCGCCUUCAUGCUGUUCAUGGGGCUGCUCGAGGUGUUCCUCAGGAGCCAGUGCGAUCUGGAGGACCCUUGUGGACGGGCACAGUUUCGUCGGCACAUGGACUCAGUGUACGACUUCAUAGUAGUGGGAGGGGGAUCGGCAGGGUCGGUGGUGGCCGCAAGACUGUCUGAAGUACCAGAGUGGAGGGUAUUGCUGUUAGAAGCAGGUUUUGACGAACCAACGGGAGCUCAAGUGCCAUCGAUGUUCCUGAACUUCAUCGGGUCCAGCAUAGACUGGGGCUACCAGACGGAGCCAGAGCCUGCUGCCUGUCUCGGAGAAACUGAUCGCAAGUGCUACUGGCCUAGAGGAAAGGUCCUGGGUGGUACCUCAGUGAUGAACGGCAUGAUGUACAUCCGCGGCUCCCGCAAGGACUACGACAACUGGGCGGCUGCUGGCAACGAGGGCUGGUCCUACGACGAGGUGCUGCCCUACUUCCUCAAGUCGGAGGACAACAAGCAGCUCAAAGAGAUGGACAGGAUGUACCACGGGACGGGGGGACCGCUGACGGUGGCGCAGUUCCCCUAUCACCCGCCCCUCAGUUAUAGCUUGGUUAAGGCUGGAGAAGAGUUAGGUUACAAACAGCGAGACUUAAACGGCAUUCGCCACACGGGCUUCGCGAUAGCCCAGACGACGAACCGCAACGGGUCCCGACUGAGCGUCGCGCGCGCAUUCCUGCGUCCCGCUAAGCACCGCGCCAACCUGCACAUCAUGCUGAACGCUACCGUCACCAGGGUGCUCAUCAACCAGACCACCAGGCAGGCCUAUGCUGUGGAAGUCAGGAACAGCUUCGGCGGAACUGAGACCAUUUUUGCUAAUAAUGAAAUUAUUUUGAGCGCCGGAGCAGUAGCUUCCCCUCAAAUCCUGCAACUCAGCGGCGUGGGUGAACCUUCCCUGCUGACCCGCGUCGGAGUGCGGCCGGUGCACGCGCUGCCGGGCGUGGGGCGCAACCUGCACAACCACGUGGCGCACUUCCUCAACUUCAGAGUCAGUGACAACAACACCACGCCGCUCAACUGGGCGACGGCUAUGGAGUACCUGCUGUUCAGGGAUGGACUCAUGUCGGGGACUGGCAUAUCAGAAGUGACGGGCUUCAUAAACACCAAGUACUCUAACCCUGAGGAAGACAAUCCGGACAUCCAGCUGUUCUUCGGCGGCUUCUUAGCCGACUGCGCGAAGACGGGCAUGGUGGGGGAGCGCCUGGACAACGGCUCGCGGACCAUUCAGAUCAUACCCACCGUGCUGCAUCCGAAGAGUAGGGGGCGACUGGAGAUCGCCUCUGCUGAUCCCUUCGCUUAUCCUAAGAUUUAUGCCAACUACCUCACCCACCCAGAGGACGUAAAGACUCUAGUAGAAGGCAUAAAGUUUGCCAUCAAGCUAUCUGAGACCAAAGCCCUGAAGCGCUACGGAGUGACCUUGGACAAGACGCCGGUGAAGGGCUGUGAGAAGAUCAAGUUCGGCUGCGACGCCUACUGGGAGUGCGCCGUGAGGAUGCAGACGGCGCCGGAGAACCAUCAGGCGGGCUCCUGCAAGAUGGGGCCCAGGGGAGACCCCACUGCUGUCGUUGAUAACUUGCUGCAGGUGCAAGGCAUAGACCGUCUCCGCGUGGCUGACGCGAGCGUGAUGCCAGCGGUGACGUCGGGUAACACCAACGCGCCCGUCAUCAUGAUCGGCGAGAGAGCCGCCGAGUUCAUCAAACAACGCUGGUUGGGACCACAGGGAUCAUACUCGCUGUCGCAGGGCGGUUUGACCAACACGUUGCAAUCGAGCGACGCGCCGCAACCCACGUGGCAGCGCUGGCCGUGACCUCUCACCUCUCAUGCCCCACCACACAACAGAAGUGUUUUAUAUCUUAAAGUGAUACAGUUUUCCAUGUGGAUUGUCCUUUGGUCCCGCCUAUGCCUCUAGGCCCUCUCAAUUGCCCAAGGAAAUUGCUGUAACCCCUCCGUUUUUCCUUCCUGGUUUAUUUUCCAUCCAUCCGUUUCCCCGCCAUUCUCUUCACUCGUUUCCCCUCACAUAUCCGACUUACCUACCACUUUCCCUACAUAUCUCUCUCACAUUGAAAUCUGUAUGAAUUUAAGAUGUUUUAAUAUGUUCUCAAAACUGCUGUAGUUUAGUUGGCUAGACAUAGUGUAAAUAUUUAACUGUUAAGCUCUCAACAUGUCACAGGUUCAGUUACUACUUACCUUUUGAACCUUUUCUGUACUGUUUGUUGUUAAAGGCAAAUUGUAGAGAAAAUGUUUAUAAGGUAAACUCAUUCAAUUUAAAUAAGGUCUCUCUGUUCCAUGCAAUUCACUAAAAUAUAUUUAUGUAAAUAUUUGUUAGACCAAGAAAUAUUCUAGA